UGUCAUCAAUCAAUUAAAUUUCCACUAUAUAUGCCCCUGUUAAAUUAAAAGUCAACUGGGCGUUACCGGCAGCAAAAAUGCUUUGGAGAACAAUCUUCAUGGCAAUUUUUAUUUCCUUCGUCAAUAGCUACCAUUUUCACCAAGGCUAUAACACUGGCUAUACUAUCGUACCUGAUACUACCUCAGAGUUGGGAGGGACGAGACCAGUUGCCAAACCGCGAUGUACAACUGCGUUCGUACUCGAAGAAGCUCUUCAAGCCGAAAGUUACAGCGUUUCGCAGAACAGAGCACUAAUUCAACAAAUCAACACCCGUUUCUGGACAAUUUUGGAGAAAAUUUCUGAUGUAAAAGUCAACUGGGUCUUGCCGGCAGCAAAAAUGAUUUGGAGAACAAUCUUCAUGGCAAUUUUUAUUUCCUUCGUCAAUAGCUACCAAUUUCACCAAGGCUAUGACACUGGCUAUACUAUCGUACCUGAUACUAGUAGGACCACUCCACAUUUGAAUCCUCCUACUACUCCUCAUUUUCAUUAUGGAAUGAAUGGAUAUGGAAUGAACGGAUAUGGAAUGAACGGGUAUGGAAUGAACGGAAAUGGAAUGAACGGAAAUGGGAUGAAUGGAUAUGGAAUGAACGGAAAUGGAAUGAACGGAAAUGGAAUGAACGGAUAUGGAAUGAACGAUUAUGGAAUGAACGGAAAUGGAAUGAACGGAAAAAUGAACGGACGGAGGCUACGGAACAGGAACUUUAUGGAUAAAAUAUUGAAGCCACAAGAAGAUUGGUUUCUAUAUCGUGGAUAA
This is a messenger RNA of Cylicocyclus nassatus, 794 nucleotides long. The record is from the annotation of a GenBank genome assembly. NCBI's taxonomy places the organism in Eukaryota, Metazoa, Nematoda, Chromadorea, Rhabditida, Strongylidae.